UAUCCCUUCAUCCCUCAAUCAUCCAUUGUAGACCAACGCAAAGGCAUUGCAACCAUGGCUUCGGUGCAAAAUGGUCAGGUCGAACUCGGCGACUACCUCAUCGAGCGAUUGAUCCAGCUCGGCGUGAAGCAAGUGUUUGGCGUGCCUGGCGACUUCAACAUGCCAUUCCUUGAUCUUAUCCAGGACCACGCCGAUAUCGGCUAUAUUGGCUGUUGCAACGAGCUCAACGCGGGAUACGCCGCUGACGGAUAUGCUCGAGUCACGGGCAAGGUUGGAGCGGUAGUGACCACCUUCGGUGUCGGCGAGUUGAGCGCGACGAAUGCUAUCGCUGGUGCACAUUCAGAGCGUGUUCCUGUCGUCCACAUUGUGGGCGUACCUGCCACCACACUCCAGGCACAUCAAGCUAUCCUUCACCACACUCUAGGUGACUCUAAAUUUGACGCAUUUAUUCAUAUUGCCCAACAUAUCACUGGCUCGAAUGCCAUUAUUAUGAAGGCGGAGCACGCCGCCGAGCAAAUCGACAUGUGCUUAUCUACCAUGCUGCUCAAGGCUCGGCCGAGCUACAUCACCAUCCCGACCGAUCUUGUUCACGCAAAGAUAUCUGCAAAGCCCCUGAGCAACCUCUUGAAGCCGAUUGUCGAGCACCCAAGCAAGGAGGCAACUGAGAACUUCCUAGCGGAACGAAUUUGCGCAGGCUUCGAAAAUGCUGAGAGACCCGUUGUUCUGAUUGACGCCUGUACCCUUCGUUUCCAUGUUGUUGAAGCCGCUUUGCGCCUGAUCAACAAGACGGGCGUGACCUUCUUCACGAGUCCUAUGGGCAAGGCAGCCAUCUCUGAAACCCAUCCCAACUUUGGCGGCGUCUAUGUCGGUGACAUUUCUCUGCCAUCUGUCAGGGAGGCAUUUGAGUCUGCCGACUUCGUCCUUGCCAUCGGCACGAUGAAGAGCGACUUCAACUCCGGUUCCUUCACAUGGCGCAUGCCGGGAGAGAGGACUGUGGAGCUACAUUCCGACCAUGUUGUGUUCCAAUACGGCCGCUUCGAGGGCGUGACAUUCCAGACGAUUCUGCCUCUGCUGGUUGAGAAGGUUCAUCCUUUGAAGCCAUCGCAGCGCAUUCCCCACGACCCGUUCCCCAAUCUGCUCACAGCGCCGUUGAAAGGUAAGAUAACGCAAGAGGGCUUGUGGCCACUGGUCUCGACAGCAUUCAAGGAUAACGAUGUGAUUAUUGGCGAGACCGGAACUUCUGCGUUUGGCGUUUUGGAGACGAGGAUGCCAGCUGGUGCCAUCUUUGGUGCUCAAAUUCUCUGGGGCUCCAUUGGAUGGGCUGGAGGUGCGGUACUUGGUGCUGCUGUAGCUGCGGAAGAAUCCCCGGUGCCGCGGCGGACCAUCCUGUUCACAGGUGAUGGUAGCUGGCAGCUUACCGUCCAAGAGCUGUCGACGAUGGCUCGGAUUAAUGUCAAGCCGAUUAUCUUCGUGCUGAACAACGACGGGUACACGAUCGAAAGGUUUAUCCACGGCCCAAAUAGGACAUAUAACGAUAUUCAACCGUGGAAGUGGACUCAGUUGCUGAGUGUAUUCGGUGCUGCUGAGGGUUCCUACGCAACGUACCAGGUCAAGACGUUUGAAGAGCUGUCCGCGCUUCUAAAGGACCCCAAGUUCGCGGCAGCCGAAAAGCUGCAGAUCGUGGAGCUGUUCAUUGGGAAGAUGGAUGCGCCUCGCGCUCUCAGGUUACAGGCCGAAGCUACGGCCAAGGUGAAUGCGUAAGAAGAAUAUAGACGCGAUGUGAUUGGUACGGCGCGUGAGAGAUGGUGAAGAGUGAAAGAUGAGGUCUUGUGCGAUGAUGCAGGCUAUCCUAGCGGACGGGAGAAUUUGUGGGUUCCUUGUAGAACACUGAACAACAUAUAAGUCAAGCAAGCUGAUUAGGUAGUAUUUUACUGCCUAAGGACAAGAAUGAAUCGAACUGUGUCGUGCGAAAAUGCUGGCAAAAAUAUAUA
Messenger RNA from Dacryopinax primogenitus, 1991 nucleotides. Its product is annotated as pyruvate decarboxylase. Gene Ontology annotation, molecular function: magnesium ion binding; carboxy-lyase activity; thiamine pyrophosphate binding. The record is from RefSeq and is a predicted model, not a curated record. Bases 55 to 1761 code for a protein of 568 amino acids. NCBI's taxonomy places the organism in Eukaryota, Fungi, Basidiomycota, Dacrymycetes, Dacrymycetales, Dacrymycetaceae. The transcript has 18 exons.